Molecule: messenger RNA, 612 nt
Organism: Bemisia tabaci
Lineage: Eukaryota; Metazoa; Arthropoda; Insecta; Hemiptera; Aleyrodidae
Source: RefSeq, a predicted model, not a curated record
AUGAUUAUUCGUAGAUAAACAUGUUUUUCGGUCGAAGAGUUGCUUUUGCUGAUUCCGAUAAGACCUGCAACUCUAUUAUUUUAUCAUUUUAUUCAAGAAAUUUUCAUCUUGGUUAUUCUUUUAAAAGUUCAUCUCCUCUUCUUCACUCAGUUCUUGCGUGUUGCAAGGUUUUCAGCACCUAUUUUCUCAAGUUGACGAGUGUAUCUUGUAGUUUUUUAUUUUUUGGUACCAGGACCGACCACUGAGCUAAAAUGGUUUGCUUACCAUGUGUUGCUGUGCCGCUGCUCCUGUUCUUAUGGCGAAUUCUGUCACCAUUCAUCCUUCGAUUCAUCCCAUGGGGCAAACCAGAACCAGGAGAGAAGGCUAUUGACAACAAGGAAAAGUCCCCAAUAUCAUGUGACUCUACUGGCUGUUAUUGGUCUCGCCCAAAGGUCCCUGCAGAAGAGUCUAAAUGCCCAAUCGAAUCUGACAAAGUGAAAUAACUUUAAAACCCCUCAUACUAAAGUCACCUCGAAUGAUUUGCUGUUUUUGUUGAAUGAGAAGACAACUAGUCAGCAACAGAAAGACUAAGAAUGCCUCUCUAGUCUUUUACCCUUUUUUACUAAGAAAAAA